GACUGGAAAUCGAAGUGUAAACUCGCUCUUUCUCUUUGUGCUGGACAAGGUGGCCGCGACUUUACUAGUGACUUGGAAAGUUUCUGUUAAGUUCUCGGACACCAUUGUCUGUAGCAGUGGUCCUAACCCUCACCUCCUUAAAACACAUACACCCACACCUCAAACUUGACUGUAUCCAGGAGGUAGACUAUCACCAAGCUUCAGUUUCACAGAGGAAAAGAGGAACUCAUUUCCAUACUGUGGAUUUCACCUUAACGCCAACAUCAUGUCUGGUUCUAAUGAUGCCAAAGACAAUUCCCACAACAAGGCUCGGACAUCUCCUUACCCAGGUUCGAAAGUUGAACGGAGUCAGGUUCCUAAUGAGAAGGUGGGCUGGCUUGUUGAGUGGCAAGACUAUAACCCAGUGGAGUACACUGCAGUCUCUGUCUUGGCUGGCCCCAGGUGGGCGGAUCCUCAGAUCAGUGAAAGCAACUUUUCUCCCAAAUUCAAUGAAAAGGAUGGGCACGUGGAGAGAAAGAGCCAGAACGGCCUGUACGAGAUUGAGAAUGGAAGACCCAGAAAUCCUGCAGGAAGGACAGGACUGGUCGGCCGGGGUCUUUUGGGGAGAUGGGGCCCAAAUCACGCUGCAGAUCCCAUUAUAACCAGGUGGAAAAGGGAUGACAGUGGUAAUAAAAUCACACAUCCUGUCUCCGGGAAAUGCAUCUUACAGUUCGUUGCAAUAAAAAGGAAAGAUUGUGGAGAGUGGGCAAUCCCGGGGGGGAUGGUAGACCCUGGGGAGAAGAUCAGUGCCACACUGAAGCGGGAGUUUGGAGAGGAAGCCCUGAACUCCUUACAGAAGUCCAGUGCUGAGAAGAGAGAGAUCGAGGAGAAGCUGCACGCGCUCUUCAGCCAGGAGCAUCUCGUGAUAUAUAAGGGGUAUGUUGACGAUCCUCGGAACACUGAUAAUGCGUGGAUGGAGACCGAGGCUGUGAACUACCACGAUGAGACAGGGGAAACCAUGGACAGCCUCACCCUGGAGGCCGGGGACGACGCUGGAAAGGUGAGGUGGGUUGACAUCAGUGAUCAGCUCAAGCUUUAUGCCAGCCACUCCCAGUUCAUCAAACUCGUGGCCGAGAAGAGGGAUGCGCACUGGAGUGAGGACCCUGCCGCGGACAGCCGUGGGCUGUAGCUCGUCCCCGUAAGCCAGGGCCACCUGGGAGUGCUGCAGCCAGCAGGGACGCAGAACUGACUCCACAGAGGACACUCGGGAAGGUCUGCAACCAGGUAAAACGAGCGAGUCCGAUGAAGAACACUGAACUUUCAGCUUUCUUCUCAAAGGAUUAGAUUGCCAGAUUUUGUAUGUACUUAAGCAUGGCUGAACAAAAUUUAAAUAACAAGUGGUCUUUAGAGAAUUGUAGUUACAAUAAAAAUUAAAAAACCCAA
Molecule: messenger RNA, 1422 nt
Organism: Peromyscus californicus insignis
Lineage: Eukaryota; Metazoa; Chordata; Mammalia; Rodentia; Cricetidae
Gene: Nudt9
Product: nudix hydrolase 9
Exons: 8
Coding region: 266-1168 (300 amino acids)
Cellular component (GO): mitochondrion
Molecular function (GO): ADP-ribose diphosphatase activity
Source: RefSeq, a predicted model, not a curated record